Drosophila rhopaloa is the source of this 2514-nucleotide messenger RNA. It is a transcript of the gene pon, whose product is annotated as trichohyalin. Lineage: Eukaryota; Metazoa; Arthropoda; Insecta; Diptera; Drosophilidae. Bases 104 to 2035 code for a protein of 643 amino acids. The transcript has 2 exons. The record is from RefSeq and is a predicted model, not a curated record.
UUGUUUAUAAUUACGGCUCGCUGAAUUUAAAACGAUUUAGUCCUGUUCCGAGGAAGUUAAUAAUAUAAUAAGAAAAACAGAGAGAUUGGAUUCCAAAAGGACCAUGUUGGAGACCAAAAGCAUAGCUGAACUGGCUUUUACAGAUAGAGAGACGCCGCGCAAGCGCAAAAGGGAGAUCCCGCCCCCGCCUGCGCCCCUACCCCUGGAAAAGGACGCUCGGCAGGAUGCAGCUGCCACGUCAUCGGAAUCGGAGUCCUGCUUCACCAACGCUGCCUUCAGUUCCACGCCCAAAAAACUGAUCGGUCGCCGCCGUUUGGCCAAGGAGAAUAGCAAUCCGUUUCCCGGUUUCGAGGUGAAGUCCAUUGCCGAUCUUGCCCAGAAGCAGCAGCCACAACUACCAUUGUCCACGAAUCCUUUCGAGGUCCUGCGAGGUCAGCCGUCCAAGAAGAAAAAGCGGGAACACGCCUGCUUCGAGAAUCCUGGCCUGAAUUUGGAACUGCCCGAAAAGCAGUUCAAUCCUUAUGAGGUUAUCCGUUUGGCAGCCACGCCCGCCAAGGGAUUCGUGAAUCCCGGCCUGAAUUUGCGCGGCAGUGAUGCCCCAGCCUCGCUGAAUCCCUUCGAGAUCCACCGUCCAAGUGAGGCAUCCGAGGCGGCCUGCAAUCCUUCGGGUGUGGCCAAUCCGGGACUGGAGGAGCCGCUGCCCACCAGCUUGAAGAUCGGUCUGCCAUUCACCCCGACCCUCGGCUGUCGCAUCGACUUCCACGGCAUGUCGCUGGCCCAGUUGACUCCCAGCAAGCUGCUGGCCGAGAAGCUCGUGUUCUCACCUGUUCCGGCUCCCAAGAGAUCACUGGGCGCCAUCAGCGAGGAGUCCUCCUCGAUGGACAUUGGCCGGGAAUUGGAUCGCUAUCAACUGGAGCUGGAGAACAGCAUCAACGAGGCCAAGCUGAGGAAGAAUGGCGUGCUGGUGGACAAGGAGGUGCCCAGAAAUAGUUUGGAAGUGGAACUGCACAAGAAUGCCAAGGUUUCCUUGGUCAUGGAAACGGAUUCGCAGGAGCUAAUGAUGCAGGAGGUGGUCAAGGGAGAGGUCCAAGUGGAAAGGCGUCUGGUUUGCACCAGGCGACGCACUCUCACCGAAAUCAAUGAGGACCCCGAAGUGGAGGAGGCGAGGAAGGAGGAUCUGGAGCAGGAGAAGCUCCUCGAGCAGCAGCGAAUCCUGGAGCAGGAGAAGCUCCUCGAGAAGGAACGGCAUUUGGCGCGGGAGAAGCAGUUGGAGAGGGAGAAACUCCUGGAGAGGGAGAAGCACUUGGAGCGCGAGAAGCUGCAGGAGAAGCUGCACGAGCAGCUCAGGGAGAAACUCCAGGAAAGGGUUAAGCUGCUGGAAAAGGAGAAGUUGGCCGAAGAACUCCUCGAAAAGCAGCAGCUCCUGGAGCAGAAUAACCUCCAGGAAAAGGAGGCGGAACCGGAGGGCGAUGUGGCCUAUGCCUCCGAAUCCGAUGAGGAGCCCGACGACCUGGACUUCAAGGCUCCCGCACGCUUCGUUCGAGCCUACCGACCUGCAGCUCUGCCCACCAAGGCGGCCAGCAAGGAGUCCCUCCACUCCAUCGGAUCCAGCAAGUCCUCCAAGUCGGCAGAGGCCAAGUCCAGUGGCGGCAUGAAGGGUAUGAUUAGAAAGUCCAUCCGAAGACUUAUGCACCCCACUCACACUUCGCCCGAAAAGUCCGAGGAGAAGGAUGCCCCAAGUCAUCAUCACAACAACAUCCUGAACAGCAUUCGGCACAGCCUGCGAAGGCGGCCCCAGAAGUCGGCCGAUGUGGAGCUCCAGAUGGAGCCCGCACCCGCGGAUGUGUCCAUCAUCGACAGCAGCGAAAGGACCAUGAAGCUCCGCUCGAACGUCGCCCAGACCGAGUACAUGACCAUCGACCAGUUGACCAACGAGAAGAAGCACACGCUGAGGAACAGUAUCCGGCGGUCCACGCGGGACGUGCUGCGCCAUGUGUUCCACAAGAGCCACGAUGCCUACGCCACCGCCAAGUGAGGCGACUCCCGGAUCGGAAUGGGUCGACUUUGGGGGAUCUAAGUAGCCGAAACAUCAUAGAGGCAUGGGCAACCUACUUUAUAAGGAGGUUCCUACACUAACUUUUUAUUGGGAAAUAAAUUCAUUUCAAACCUUAAAGCAGGGUCUUCUAAAGUAUGAUGCAAAAAUAUUCAAAAUACCUAUCAGGUUAUUUAUAUUUUUACCCAUGCAAAGUCGAUCCACUCCGUCAAGGUAUUCACUUCUUCAAAAACUAUUUUUUAGCACCUAGUUAAGUUUUUAAAUGCACCCAAAGAUUGUCACACAAAACCAGCAACCGAAAGGAAACCUAUUUCAUCUGGAAACCAAAUCCAUCGUUUAAUUUUUAUGAAUGAAAUGAUUUCAACUAGUUUUAUUCAUUUUUUUUUUAAAUAUUCAAGGGAACUCCCAAAAAAACUUGCUGAAAAUUUAUACACACCAUGUUUAUAGUAUUAAGUACUUGA